Messenger RNA from Ilex paraguariensis (yerba mate), 522 nucleotides. Lineage: Eukaryota; Viridiplantae; Streptophyta; Magnoliopsida; Aquifoliales; Aquifoliaceae. The record is from the annotation of a GenBank genome assembly.
AUGUCACAAGAUUUGGCGAUAUCAACUGGAAUGAUUUCAAAAGGCUCUGCAGGAAAUACGUGUUGCAUGCUACCUGGUGCAGAAUUUCUGAGUCCAAAGUUUUGGAAGAGAACAGAAGCACAGUACUCUAUUUCAAGAUCCUCUUUCUGUGGGAGAACCCAAUCACUGACUGCCACCCACAGUAUGCCACAUAAAGAUGCAAAUGCAGAAAUGUUUAAGCUGGACAGUCCAAGGGAUCAGCAACAAAGUAGAGGACAAUCUGUUGCAAACCCAAUGGGAGAUAGGCGCACAAACUUAAGGGAAACUUUGAAGGCAUUCUCAAACAGAACACCACAAAAGAUAGAUCCAGAUGCUGAGAGAAUACGAGGGGGGAAUGCUGGUGUGCUUGAUGGGGCUUCACUUGCGAAGUAUCAUUUGUGUACCGGGAAUAAUUCAAUUUGCACCCAUUUUAUCCAAGAAGGAGACACCAUGAUUUUCAUGAGGAAAGCGGAAGGAAGCUUAUUUAUCUUGAUGGCUUUUUGA